This is a messenger RNA of Pezoporus occidentalis (night parrot), 5989 nucleotides long. It is a transcript of the gene NYX, whose product is annotated as nyctalopin. The transcript has 3 exons. Bases 2125 to 3546 code for a protein of 473 amino acids. NCBI's taxonomy places the organism in Eukaryota, Metazoa, Chordata, Aves, Psittaciformes, Psittacidae. The record is from RefSeq and is a predicted model, not a curated record. Gene Ontology annotation, molecular function: protein binding. Gene Ontology annotation, cellular component: extracellular matrix.
GCCCCACAGUCUCAGCAGAAAUCAGGUGUCUUGGUGCAGAUCAGCCCCUUCUUGCUUCUGAUGAGCAGAUUUAGUACUGCUGUGUGAAUGAAACAGCAGGUCUAGUCCCUUGGUUGAUGCUGACUGAUCACAUGCCAAAUUGUCCCUGAGUCCCACUUACCAUCCUUGCUGACUGCCUCCACCUUGUGCACCUGGGGAGAGACAAAAUUUAUGGUACCACUGCCAGGGCUCUGGCAAAUGUUGGGGAAACAGUUUCACCUCCUCCCCUCUAGUUUUCUUCAUGGACCAAAGGUCACUGAUAAGCUUUCUGUGAUCAGACAGGUUGUGGCUUCCCAGUAUUCCCAUGGGAACCAGGACCUUCAGGGGAACAUGAGCUGCCCCAAGACUGGUGAUCACCAGACAGUCCUACUUCUGCCCCCCUCUGUUGUCUGCUCCAGAAGCUUCAGCUCCAUGGUGGAAGCAGCAACAUGCCUGUGUGUGGCUUUGCAAAUCUCUUUCCUCCUCUGUGCAAAGCAGCGUGGUGCAAAACACAGAAGCGCAAGGCUGGGGGGUUGGUAUAACAGGGUGGUGGAGAAAGGUGUCCUUCAGAUAAAAUCAGUGCUAUAUGGGUCAACCCCUGCCCUCCAGCCUGUCCCCAGCACCAGCCUGCUCACCUGCUGUUUAGAUGGACACAGAUUUCCUGAGCUGCCAGACAGAUGUCUGAAGACUGAGGAAAAACCAAAGCAAGUCAAACCUGAUGUAGCUGGGUGCUUUUAUCUGCAGGUAGAGCUGAGCAGCAGCAGGCUGGUUCCCAGCUGAAUCUUUCCUUCUGUAUCAAGCAUAAAUUCAUCAGGUAUUCCAUUUCCUGGAAAGAAAAAAAAAAAGAGCAGAAUAACUCACUUAGAAAUAAAGAGUAGAGCUAUUUUUUUCCUCUGACAUGGUGAAUGCAAUUACCUAAGGCAUGGGAGGCUGAGAUAACUCAUCCAGCCCCCACUUUCCAAAGAAACCAUCAUCAUUCUGUCAGAAAAGUCUUUAAAAGCCAAUUCACAUCCUGAAUGCUAAAACAUCACCACAUACAGAACCUGUCCUUAUGAUUUCCACACACCAGCUGCAGCACUGCAAUCAAAGCACACUCAUAGACAGGGCAGAGUACAUUAUUAUCAGGGCCAUAUACACCACCACACAAGCUUCCCGUGUUGUGUUUGCUGACCCUUCUGUUGCUGUUGGCAACUCUUUGUCCUUCAGGAGCAACUCCCAGCGAAGCAAAGCAUACUGGUAUUCUGUUACCAGCAUGAGAGCCACACUGGGGCUGGGAAAGUGUGUAUGGGGAAAGAGACCAAAGCUGUGUCUGGAGAGUUCAGUGAAGGGAAACCAUAAGCCUGCACUUGCCUCCAGUUAUAAUCCCAUUUGGGCUGCACCCUCCUGUACCAUUACAUAAUGGGGAGUGCAGUAAUACUUUCAGCAAUGCUGUUUGAAUGGCAGCAGUCCAAUUCUGGACUGUAUUUUAUCUUUUUUUUUUUUAACGGUGGGGUGGGGAGAGGAGGUUGGCAGAGGGGAGAAAGCAUCAGUUUGGUUUUGUCUGCAAUCCCUGUUUUGCUUUGGGAGCUUUAGAGGACAGACACAUUCUUCUAUCUCCGCUAAUCUCCCUCUGAUACAGAGGAUUUUCCUGCCAUUAAAUGAUAGCUUGUGAGAAAAAAAAAUGCCAACUUUUCAGAGACUGAGUCGUAUGGCUAAUGGCAGCCUCAUGAGCAGGAGGGAGAGCACAACCACUGCCUGGCUAGGUAAGCAAUGCAUCCAAAUGACUUCUGCUGGGAAUUUUAGUUUCAAGUUUUUGAUGAUAAGCUGGUUAUGUCCUCGGCACCAGCACCUAUUUCCUGGGGACAUGGCCAGUCUCUUACUGUUGCUGAUCUUUUCCCAUCUCUGAUGAUAGGAGCCUGCCUUUGGAACCGCUGGUGAAAAGGAUGCAGAUGAGGACCUGAAAAGGAGUUUUACAGAGCUGCAGGAUUCCCUGAGAAGAUCUCAUUGUGGGAAAAUGAUGCAGGGAAAUGAGAGAGGAUGAAACCUGGAUUUGCUCUUCUUGUGUGUUUCUAGAUCCUUCAAGUUUGCUUUCCAGACCUGAAAUGCCACUAGUGAAUAAUCAAGGUAAUGUUUGCCAUCAUUUUAAAUGUGAUCCUUUGGGUACCCCACGUCCAUGCGGUGUGGGCCUGUGUGCGGUCCUGCCCUGCCAACUGCGUGUGCACUCAAGAGCGGAGCUGCUCCGUCCUCUGCGAUCGUGUCGGUCUGGGGCAGAUCCCUACCCAGUUCCCUUGUGAAGCCUCCUCUAUCAACCUGGAUAAAAACAGCAUCAAGUUCCUCUCUGAGAGGGCCUUUGGGACCUUGCCUUCCCUCAAGUCCCUGUCCCUCAAUCACAACAAUAUCUCCUUCAUCACCCCAGGAGCUUUCAAGGGGCUGCCCAGCUUGACUGAGCUGAAGAUGGCCCACAAUGAGUACAUUCGCUAUCUCCACACGCGGACUUUCACUGCCCUCAAAAGGCUGGUGAAGCUGGACCUGGCGGACUGCAACCUUUUCAACAUCCCUGACAGGAUCUUCAUUGAGUUGCCUGCUCUACAGGAGCUCUUCUGCUUCCAGAACAACUUCCGGAGGAUCCCAGGUGCCAUCAGGGGCAUGGAGAACCUGACCCAUGUUUACCUGGAGAGAAACAGGAUUGAAGCGGUAGCCUAUAACUCCCUGCAGGGCCUGACCAAACUGAAAUACCUGAAUCUGCAGGACAACAAGAUAAAUGUAGUUCAUGAGCGAGCUUUUCAGGGCUGCCAGAAGAUGGAAUACCUGUAUCUGAAUGACAAUUUGAUCAGCGAGCUUCCAGAAAACUCCUUUGAUGGCCUCAGGUGCCUGAAGAUGCUCAACCUAGGGGGGAAUUUUCUUAGGAACAUUUCCAACACCUGGUUCAGGGACCUGGGGCAGCUGGAGGUACUCUACCUGGAUCGUAACAGGAUCAACUACAUUGAGGAUGGGGCUUUUGAAAACCUCACCAGCCUGGUUGCGUUGCACUUGAACAGCAACAACCUGACAACCCUGCCCUUUUCGGUCUUCCAGCCAGUGUACUUCCUUGGGCGACUGUACCUCUUCCGCAACCCCUGGGAGUGUGACUGCCGCAUCGAGUGGCUGAAGGAGUGGAUGGAGAAUUACAGGCUUGUCAGGGAUAUUCCCUGUGCCUCCCCCUCCUCAGUAGCUGGGAUUGACCUAAUGGACGUGCUCUAUGAGAGAUCUCCAGAAGGUUACUGUCUUGACCCGGCUGAGCUAAAUGUCACAUCUGAAGGCCCGACCCCAAGUGAAGAGCCUUGGUCUACCACAGACAGCAAGUUCAACAGCCUUAUCUCCAAACUCUUGCUCCAGAUGGGCCUUUCUGAAGAGGUGGCAAAUACCACUGAAGUCUACAGUAACACCACACAGCUGGGUGGACUGACUGAUGGGGUUUCUUCUGGGGUGGGGAAAGACAGAAGGGAGGUCGUCUCCUUCUCUUUUUACCUUCCAGCCCUUUUUACAGUGAUUGUUUGGCAAUGCAAAUAGUCCAAGGGCUACAUGAAGCAUGGGUCCUGCAUAAGCGUUCCUGUACCUACUCAAGUCAUCAGGGAAAAGUUUGUAUUAUGAGCCUCCAAUACAUAACUGGAUCCAAACUCUCCCAUGUUGGGUUGGUUGGAUCUGGCUCCUGAUUCUCCUGGGAGCUAGUGGGAUCUGUUUCAAGGCUGGGUCACACUCCAGGUGAUAAACCUGUCCUGUGGGUUCUUAGUGCCGCCCACUCACACUGCUGUAUGGAAGAUGAGCAAUGAAAGGAUAACUGUAAGGUUGAGUUUCACUUAGAGAGAUGCAAUGGCUCCUGCUGGGAGCAGAGGGAAGAGCAGUCUGUAUGGAUGGCAGUGCGGUACUCUCUAUUCUGCUGGGCCAACUCCAGUUGACCAAACUGUCUGCUUUAUAAGAGCAAGACAAGGCAUCAAAAGCCCCCCCCCCUUCAUAUCCUGACAGACACCCACACCCACAGUGGAUGCUUCUAGAUGCUGGCAAACUGAUUUCCACCAGCAUGUGUGGGGGGAACAGGGCUGUCUUGAGGAGCAUCCAGGGAUGCAACACUAGCCCUUGUGAACAAGAGAACAGCAUCUGGGGAUGGCGCCUGCCCCAGGCAGGGCUGGGACGGGGCACAUACUUCUCUGGGGAAAAGCUAUUUAAACUGAACAGCUUACUUACUAACAUUGUUUCAAUGUGGUUUUACUUCUCAGUAUAUUGUUUCAAGGAACAAUAUACUUUUUUUAUGUUUUAUUUGUAGAUUAUUUCAUGGCAUGAAGGGAGGGGCAGAACAUUGCAAUGACAAAUGCAUCCACGCCCUGCUACAUAUUUUGUAUUUCCACCACUAACGUGUACCAUAUAGCAUGUCAUAUUAUGCUGUACAACCAACUAUGCCAUCAUUUUCUUUCAUAGAAUCAUAGAAUCAUAGAAUGGUUUGGGUUGGAAGGGACCUUGGGUGACAUAGUUUAGUGUGAGGUGUCCCUGCCCAUGACAGGGGGAUUGGAACUAGAUGAUCUUAAGGUCUUUUCCAACCCUAACUACUCUAUGAUUCUAUGAUCUAGUUCUCCAAUCCCCCUGUUAUGGGCAGGGACAGCUCACACUAGACCAGGUUGCUCAAAGCCUCAUCCAUAUGGCAUCUAACAUGUUUUUUUCUUUGAAAUCUUUGAUGAAAGCUGCUAAUAUGAUCAGAAAUAAUUAUCAUGCUUUAUGUGUCAAAGUACAUUAAUAAAAUACUUUGAUAUUUUGCUCACAAAAAUAAAUUAACUGCUCAUCCCCCCCUUUUUAUUUUUGAGAUCCUUGAAUUAUUCUGGCAGUUUUUUUAUAGGCUACUCAAAUUAACACACAUGAAUGUCCUUUUUAUGGUGUAGAGCAAAUGGCACACUAUUUAUUGCAGCAUAAAGAAUAGACACUUUAACUUAGAACAUGAUAGUACUUACAUUUGUGUUAAGUAGUAACACUUUAAAAAAUAAGUGACUAUAUAGAAAUACACUUUUGUGAUAUUUUAACUGUAUCAAAUCAUUAUACAUGGCUUAUACUAUGAUGUACAUGUUCAUAUGAAAUGAUAGAAUAUAUACAAUCUUUUAUUACUGCUAAAAUGUCAUGAAAUAGGAAUAAAAAUGGAAAUAAAUUAAACCCCCCAUCAAACAUUUUCCUACCCCCUUUUUUUCCACUCACCUCUACCCCUUCCUUUCAUGACCAAUUCAACAUGAAUAUGACCACUCUUGCCCCAGUUUGGUCCCUGUGGGUGCUGGAGUAGCAGUGUCAGAGUGGGAGCUACCUUGUCCCAUGCUUUGCUAAGGCUAUGGUUCAGUAUGGACAACACGUCGGCUAAAACCUACUGAGAGUAGCUGUCUUUGUCUCUGGCCCCUCCCUCAGUCACACACUGGCGAGUACCCAAAAAUGUAUGCAAAGGACAGAUCAGCUGAGGAUGGACUUUGGGCAUAGAACAGCUGAAAAGUGGUGGGUAAUGAAUUAUUGCAUGAAGACCUUUUGUUAGCAGCUCCUGUGCCUUUUUACAUCUGGGAUCGCCUGGGAGAACGAAUAAACUUCUUCAAAAAGGGCUCAACCCUUCAGCAAAGGUGCCUUGGGUCAGGUCUGUUCACACUGUUCAGCCCUUGGCCUCAAGCAGCUCUGGCACCCCAGCACAUUUGUAAACAACUCUAUGGAUGGUCCCACAGACCAUAGGGUUGGUUAAAGAGCUGCGAAGAAACCAGCAUCAGCUCAUACGCAAAAUGACUGUGUGCUCCUGACCUACUGGAGCAGCUUCUGCAAGAAACAGGGAAGCUGAUGUUUUGCCUGCAAAAAGGAGGCAUCUCCAGCAGCUUCAAGACACAUGCUUUGAGGCAGCCUGCCUUGGUCUGCAGCACUCUGUCCAAAAAGAUCUACUGCUUUCUAAUUAGCACCAGAGAUUUCUAGAGGAAGGCUGAGUACAAGGGAAACCAAACCCUCCCUG